UUGUCACAAGUUAAAGUAUUUUCUCUAUUAUCAAGUCGAGACUCUGUUAUUGUUCGAAAAAUUGUGACUUCAAUCAUAAUUAAUUCGCAAAAAUGCCGACCUACGAGAUGAUAUUACUGGUCCGACAAAUGGCUAAGCCUCAAUUUAAGGCAGCUGUUAAACGUUCUGCCGAACAUAUAUUCGACCGUGGCGGUUUCAUUCGAAAGAUCGAUUACUUGGGAUUCAAUAAAUUGGCAUACAAAAUCAGUAAAAGUGCGAUGCCAUACCGUGAGGCCGAACAGAUCAUUUUCAAUUUUGAUGUAAGCGCACAAGUGAAAGACGAUUUAAUGGAAGAAGUUGACCUCGAUAUCGAUAUAAUUCGUUGUAAAAUUUUCCCAUACGAAGUGCCAAAACCAUUUGAAUGCACACUUGAACAAGAAUUACAGCCAGUAUCGUAUCGAGAAGAUGUGAAAAAAUUAUUGGAACUGCAAGAAAAGAGCAAGAAAAAACGAUGGCUGCCAAAUAUGGGAAUUGAAUACUAUCCAUUCCAACGAUAGACACAAUUUUCAUUGGAAUUUUUUUAGCUUUUUUGUGUUAUAAAAUUUACUGUAGUAAAUAAAUGCUUAUGAAUUAUGCCAUUAAUGGCUCAAAGGAAA
Molecule: messenger RNA, 635 nt
Organism: Contarinia nasturtii (swede midge)
Lineage: Eukaryota; Metazoa; Arthropoda; Insecta; Diptera; Cecidomyiidae
Gene: mRpS6
Product: probable 28S ribosomal protein S6, mitochondrial
Exons: 2
Coding region: 93-536 (147 amino acids)
Biological process (GO): translation
Cellular component (GO): mitochondrial small ribosomal subunit; ribosome
Molecular function (GO): structural constituent of ribosome; small ribosomal subunit rRNA binding
Source: RefSeq, a predicted model, not a curated record